AGGGCUAGACGUUCCAGGAAGUGUUCUGUUUUAUUUCGGUGUUGUGUUUAGUGACAGGAAUUGCUUCGAUUAAGUUUUGCAAACAGUCUUUGUUGACAGACAACACAGGAGGAACAAGUAACAAUUAAAAACAGAUUCCCCCCAAACUUCAUGCAUUUGCUGCUCCACACAAGAAUACAUUGAGGAAAAAUGUCAGAUGAUUGGCAAGAGUGUAUGGACUGUGGAGUGUCUGCUGCUAGAAAAGCUGGAGAAGUGGUUCGGGAAGCUUUAAAAAGUGAAGGCUAUAUGUCUGUAAUGCUGAAAAGUUCUCCAGCUGAUCUGGUAACAGAGACUGAUCAGAAGGUGGAGUCGAUGAUUAUAUCUUCAAUCAGAGAGAAAUUUCCAACUCACAGUUUUAUUGGAGAGGAGUCUGUGGCAGCAGGAGAAUCUAGCGUACUAACAGACAACCCCACUUGGAUUAUCGACCCCAUUGAUGGGACAACUAACUUUGUGCACAGAUUUCCAUUUGUAGCCGUGUCUAUUGGCUUUGCGGUCAAGAAAGAGCUAGAAUUUGGAGUUGUUUACAGCUGCAUGGAGGACAAAAUGUACACUGCAAGGAAAGGGAAAGGAGCAUUUUGCAAUGGAGUGCAGCUAAAGGUCUCCGGGCAAGAAGAUAUAACCAAAUCACUUAUAAUUACUGAACUGGGUUCCAAUCGAAACCCAGAUACUGUGAAAAGGGUUCUUGCAAACAUGGAUCGGCUUUUGUGCAUUCCAAUUCACGGAAUCCGAGCGGUAGGCACAGCUGCAGUCAACAUGUGCCUAGUGGCCACAGGCGGGGCAGAUGCUUAUUACGAAAUUGGGGUCCACUGCUGGGACAUGGCAGCAGCUGCAGUCAUAGUUACAGAAGCGGGAGGCAUUGUAAUGGAUGUCACUGGAGGACCAUUUGAUUUAAUGUCCCGAAGAUUGAUAACAGCAAGCAGUAGAGCCAUUGGAGAAAGAAUAGCGAAAGAGCUUCAGGCAUUUCCAUGUGAAAGAGAUGAUGGAAAGAAAGAAGAUUAAUUACAUUGGAUUAUGUUAAGGUGAAUAUUGUAGGCUAAAACUGUUUAUUGUAUGUUACUGUGUAAUGAAAAGCAUGGACCAUGCAUUGUAUGCAUGACCAUGCAUUGUUUUUAUUGUUCAGCUUGGUGUGAAAGUUUUACUGCAAAAAUACUUUUUACUAGAUAUGCACAGACAAAUGCGUUUUAAUAAAUAAGUAAUUUUAAAGGAUUUAAAAAAGAGAGUUGUAUUUGGAUGAACAAAGUGUUCAUAAGUUUUCUCAGACUAGUGUUACAAUUGUAUAUAUUAAACUACUGGUGUAAUUUUAGAAAAUAUUGAGCCAUUGAGUUUUUGUGUUACCUCUUUGUACGUUGGUGGGGUAACCACCAAGAUCAUUUUCUUACCUUUCAUUAGCACAACCUUUUUUUUUCAUUUUGACUCUAGUAAAGUCCUUUUAACCUGCCUCAGCAAUGUACAUUGACUCUGUGUGGAACAGGUGUCAGGACUUCGGCUAAAAUUUUAAACUCCCUUUGCUCUAUAUACGUAUUUAUUUGAGAAUACUCAAUGCAGGUACAUCUGUGAUUUACGGUAAUGGACUUUCAAGAACGUUUUCAUGCUAUGAUUAUUAUUUUUUUGAUAGGCCUAGUAAACCUUUAAAUCAGGUUGGAGAAACCUCAAGGCAAAAUAACUGAAACACCCAAUAACAGACAUUUCAAGGUGCAGAAGAGAAUGUCUUUAGCUUCGCUCAGUGUCCAGCAGGUGGCAGCAAAUGGCUUACUUUCUUUGUUAAAGAAAUGGCAAAACCAAGCAUUUUACUGAAGAAUUGUAUUCAGUUUGUAUAUUUAAAAUUCUAAAGUUUACUUGACUUUACAGAAAAUUGGGUAUGUUUACGAACUCUGCUCCCUGCCGGUUAUCUGUUCUUGUUGUACAAAAGCAAUGCUGGAUGCCUGCCAGUAGAAUAAGUUGCCUGACAGAGAUUUGCAACUUGUGCUGUGGAAUUACAAAUAGCUAACACUUAAAGACUGUGUUAUUGUAAAGAUUCCACCCAGGAUCUCCAACACUGUCAGCAGUGAACUCUGUAUUAGUCAGUGCAUCACCAUCAUCCCCCUUCAUCUGGGCGUUUCUUCAGUUUUUCUCAAACAUUGUGAUUAAGUGAUGUGUCAUAGCAAGUUAAAAAAGCAUGUGUAGUAUAAUAAUCUGCCUUGAUGAUGUCGGAGGUUCUAACAAACUUGUAUAUGAAGGGAAUGGACCUUCAGCCUACUACAGACACAGUGACAGUAAUUUAUGUGAAUAAUGUACUUAUGACAAAAGAUUCUUGUAGCUUUUGCUACAACGUGAAGUCUAAAACAUGGACAGAAAAAAAAAAAAAAAAAAAAACAUCAGUACUUCACUCCCAGGUGGGGUUGUGCAUCAAGCUGUAAAGUCAAUAGCUGAGCUUUUUCUCUGCUUGGAAUAUCCACAUUGGACCUUUAUUGUCAAACUGGGGUGGAAUAAAUUACAUUAACUGAAACCCGAAGCACAGGCAAUCAUUGAAGUUAAAGAAGCUACUGUGCACAUUGGUAUUUGUGUUCUUCUAGGUUUAGGUAAUGAAUUUAUCCCGAAGGAAGGUCUAGUUCCUAAUAACACAUGCAGUUACAGAAUACAGUAAGACUGUUUAAAAACACAGUUGUUAGAGAACCGCUUACACUUAUUACCAACCAGAAACAGCAACACAUUGAUUGCUUAAAAGCAACAGCAAAGGUUCUCGUGCUCUGAUUUGCGUUACCUGAAACAGAUAAGCCGCCCCCUGGGUACAGAUAUUGUGCAGUUGGCUUUACAUCUGUUUACACUGUAUUUAUUGUACACAUUAGAAGUUUACAUUUAUCUAAACAGUAAUAAGGACAUUAGCACAAGUUGGUAUCAGAGCCUGGAGGCUACAUGUUGUAUUUACAAUACUGGAUUAAAUAUAUCUGCUUUACAAAACCAUUGUCCAGUUGUUGGUCGUAGUAAUCAACUUUUUUUAUAUUUUGUUCUGAUUUUCUAUUUAUAGUCAUGGGUUUGCAUGUCACAAACACUCAUUUAAAUAAACCACGGUUUAGCGUGAUGGGGAAUGGGGGAAAGAGUAGAUGCAGCAGUGAUAGCCCUAGCACCCAGACACUUUUUAGACUUUGACUUGAUAUUUGGCUGGUAACACUGCAUGAAACACUCCCUAAAUGGCAAAUGCAGUGUGAUCUUUGCCAAUUUCCAACACUGCAUUAAUGUAGCAGUUGUUUAAAGUCAAAUUCAUUAUGACUGCAAGAGACCCGUCUUUUAUACUACAAAUCCAUUUUAAUAAGGUCACUCCAUCUAGCCCCACUACUACUAUUUGUAAUGCUGUUCUUGGGCAUUGCCUUACAUUAAAAACAGUUAUUAUUGUGUAUAUAAUCAAGAAAUAUUUUAACAAGGAAAACAUUUGACAUGUCUAAGGCCUCAGAAUU
Molecule: messenger RNA, 3470 nt
Organism: Polyodon spathula (Mississippi paddlefish)
Lineage: Eukaryota; Metazoa; Chordata; Actinopteri; Acipenseriformes; Polyodontidae
Product: inositol monophosphatase 1-like
Exons: 10
Coding region: 190-1038 (282 amino acids)
Biological process (GO): signal transduction; inositol metabolic process; phosphatidylinositol phosphate biosynthetic process
Molecular function (GO): inositol monophosphate 1-phosphatase activity
Source: RefSeq, a predicted model, not a curated record